CAAAAAUAAUAACUUCUUGAAUUAAUCUUUACAUAGUUUUUAAAGAUGGCAGGACUUGAACUGCUUUUCAACUGCGUGUCAAACUCCAUAACAUGUUCGCAGGAUGCUUUGAUCUGUUUUGUACACUGGGAAAUAGUGAAAAGCGGCUAUAAAUGUCUGGGGAUUGGAGAUGAGCCUGCAAAUGGAGAGAAGAAAUCAGAACUGCUUCCUGCCGGUUGGAAUGGAAGCAAGGAGCUGUAUACACUCAGAUACAGAUCAAAUGAUGACAAGUCCAACUUCCUGCUCAAAGCUUUUACUGUGGAUUCAACUCUGAUUUUCAAUUUAAUGGACACAAAAACAGAAAAAGUCACAGACCUGACAGUCAAUGUCAACGAUUACAUUGAUGAAGCCAAUCUGCAAACAUUUGAAAGCGUGUUCAAGAACACAGAUGAACUGAUAAUUAAGUUGAAGUCCUCACUGUUGCCUCCAGAGAAGGAAGAGCGACAAGAAAAGACCGAGAGGAACCGAGAGAGCGAAAAAGCCUCAAAUUCAAGAGAUUUAAACAACGACCCUCUCCUGAUCCCACACAGAGCCCCUCCAACCAGACACCCACCUGACUGGCCCAACCCAAUGGCUCCAUUUGCAGCAGGAGGGGCAGAUCUGGAUCCUUUUGGUGGAAGGGUUGGAGGAAUGAUUGUCGAUCCAUUGCAUGCCGGGUUUCCUCGCUCAGGGUUUGACCCAUCAUCCGGUAUUCCCGGAGUCCUCCCCCCAGGCGCUGUGCCCCCUGGUGCCCGCUUUGACCCAUUCGGUCCGGUCGGGCGUCACAGACCUGGGCCAGACCCUGAUCACAUGCCUCCUCCGGGUUAUGAUGACAUGUUCAUGUAGAGAAGAAACAACAAUUUUCUUCUUGGAAGACUUCCUGUUUUCAGAUGUUCCUCGAUAUGCACUUUGUGUUUGAAUAAAUCUACUUUAUAGGUGUGUUGUAGUGUGAACAAAGCAGGUCCUUAUAAUUCCAUUUUAAUGCCAGGUUUGUGUUUGACUCCUUUUUUUCAGUUUUUGCUACUUAAUCAUUCUGUGUCUGAAAAUUAAACUGCUAUUUGUCCAAUAA
Molecule: messenger RNA, 1087 nt
Organism: Triplophysa rosa
Lineage: Eukaryota; Metazoa; Chordata; Actinopteri; Cypriniformes; Nemacheilidae
Gene: psmf1
Product: proteasome inhibitor subunit 1
Exons: 8
Coding region: 46-864 (272 amino acids)
Biological process (GO): proteasome-mediated ubiquitin-dependent protein catabolic process
Molecular function (GO): proteasome binding; endopeptidase inhibitor activity
Source: RefSeq, a predicted model, not a curated record